Messenger RNA from Hyalella azteca, 1025 nucleotides. RefSeq lists its product as uncharacterized. The coding region runs from base 30 to 1025 and encodes 331 amino acids. NCBI's taxonomy places the organism in Eukaryota, Metazoa, Arthropoda, Malacostraca, Amphipoda, Hyalellidae. The transcript is spliced from 7 exons. The record is from RefSeq and is a predicted model, not a curated record. Gene Ontology annotation, molecular function: mRNA binding.
UCAUCUUGAGAGAAAAAAAAAAUUGAAUUAUGCGGUCGCUGAAUGCAAGUCCCGGUCAAAAUUCGACCCCAUCAUCAAAGUUUUUCGUUUUUGGUUAUUUAUCAUUACUCUUGACGACAUUCUGCUGCUUGCUCCUUAUCCUGGAGUGUGAAGGACGCUUCAAAGCUUGGAAGUCGGUGGCGGUGAACACGACUUUCCUCGCGACGAUUGCAGUGCAAAACUCCAGUUACAUCCUCCGCUCCAUCGUACAAUGCAUGAACCGGGCCACGACUUUGGACUGGGUUUACGUAGCCUGUUACACGCCCAUGCAGGAGGGAGGGGAAUGCUCUCUUUGGGGAUAUGAAGUCUCUGUUAAUCUUCCAGCGGAUUCAGGAACACAACAAUCUCACUGCAAGCUCUUCUACCAAGAUGAUGGCUGCGUGCUGGCGAACGGGUCGCUGGUGGCGGCGGGGACGAAGCUACCCUACUCCAUGUACGCCGACGUCUUCAACGUAUGUCAGGUCAACGGACGCAUUCAGCAAAUGUGUGAGUUCGAAGGCCAGCUCUACAAUCUGAACGCAAGCAUCGGGUGCCUUCUCUGUACCACAGUCGGCGUCACGUACGGUGACAAUAAUCGUCGUCGCGUCUUGGACGUCGCGCUGCCUCCGAGGGACACGUGCUGCGCUCAGGCAGCCGACGGAUACUGUCUGUCGGAUAUUGCGGAGCGGUCCACUGCCUCUUCUAUCAGUUCAGCCGACGACCACCGCAUGUUUGCUGGUGACCUGGGCAACGAUGUGACGGAUGAGCUGCUCACGAGGACCUUCAACGGCUACCCCUCCUUCGUCAAGGCCAGGGUCGUGCGGGACAAGUUCACCAACAAGAGCAAGGGUUACGACGUGGAGGAAUGCGCUGACACCUCCGUUGGCUUCUGCGAGGCGAAGACUCGGUGCGAGGCGCGAGGUCUGCCGUUGGCCUCACGGGAACUGUACUACAACUACAGCCUCAUCACACAGCUUGGUACCCGUGAGUUACAGCCUGGCAGUUAG